AUGUCUUUUAAAAAAAUUGUAAACUUUUUUAAAUGUGGACAAAAAAAAAUAAAUACAUUCGAUGAAAGUAUUUAUAGAUGGAAUUAUUCAAUUUCGUCAGCAAUUCAUAAAGAAGUUUUUAAAAAUUCCUUAUCAACCACUGAAGAAAAUGAGCAAUUCAAAAUAGAAAUCGAACAUGAAAUUUUAAAACAAAACAAAAAUAAUUACAAA
Molecule: messenger RNA, 210 nt
Organism: Cetraspora pellucida
Lineage: Eukaryota; Fungi; Glomeromycota; Glomeromycetes; Diversisporales; Gigasporaceae
Source: the annotation of a GenBank genome assembly